CACCUGACAUUCGUGCUGAGAAGUGAACCCUGGUCCCCUGCGAGAGCAACACAGGGCUCACCUCCCAUUUACAGACCCCCUGCUGAAGUGUUUCCCUACGGCCAGUGCAGAGACUUGGUGCCCUGUGAGUCAGUAAAGAGCAGAGGCAGAAGUGAGGCGAGUGGUUAGGUGGGUGCAGUAACGCUGAGAAUAUGCUAAUUGUUGGAUGGAAACCAUUUUCCUUCCAAGCGGCCAAAGAGACUCACUCAGGGGACCUAGUGCAGGGCUAAAGUGUGUGUCUGAGAACGAGAUCCUCACCCUGGGGCUUUACCAUCUAGUUGGGUGAAAGGAUAAGUACAUAAAACAGUGGGUGGAUUCAAGCACUUAAAAGUAACAAGCUAAAUAAAUGGCUUUUUUUUUCCUUUUUGAGACCAGAUGUUCCUUUUGGCUCAGGCUGGCCCUCACUCCUGGGCUCCUCCUGUCUCAGCCUCCUGAGUAGCUGGGACCUCAGGAAUGUAGCACUUUUCCUUGCCCAGCACUUAAGCACUUCGGGGAAAAUCGUGAAGAGGCGUAUCUCAGUGUGUGUGUGUGAGAGAGAGAGAGAGAGAGAGAGAGACGGCGUAUGCUACCAGUGUGCGGAGAGGAUGAGAAAGGAAGUGGGUUAGUGAAAUGAAUGUCAAUUGGACAAAAGAGGAAAUGAAAUGCCACCCAUGGCAUAGGUUUCAUAUGGGCAAUUAUAAAAGGCCAGGUACUCUGUGCAGCACCCACCACAAACCCUCCUAUUCACCCUCGCUGGGAGCCGCAAGGUACAGCUUGGACUUUGAGCUGGGCGGCCCAAGAUUUGGGUCCUGCCUUUGUUCCUCAGAGACCAGCUCUUGUGCUUUUGCUGUUUCCUCUAACAAUUAAGGCAAACACCUGCCUCAAAGAACUGUAGGGAGGAUUAGCGACCACAGGCAUAGCCUGGCUGGGAUAGGGUCACCCCAUGAGGCUCCUCCUUCUCAGAGCUAAGGAGAGGAGCUAAGAGAGCUAAGAGCUAGCUGUUGCCAUAUAUAUAGGAUCAACUGAGGUGUCUGUGUACCUCAGACCCUGGCUAGUACAAAGGAAAGGGCUAGACCACAGCUGCCCUGUUGAGGAGGACAGAGCCAGGAAGGGGUGGCAGGGCCUCAUGUAAAACCACUGGGUUUGUCACGUCGAGAGUGGGAGGAAGGACACUCCAGGUUGGAGAAGCACCAGCUGCCACGGCAGAGGCCUGAUAGCACAUGGUGCGUGCAGGAUUCACUGGCUUGCUGUCUGCGCUGCUGAAGCUGUGCCACCAAAGGCUUCCAGCCUUGACCAGUCAUCUGCCCCUGAGGUCAUAGACCACACUCCCAUGUCUCGCCUCUGCUUGCUUUGGGACAGACUCUGUAUAGACACCAGGCUACCACCCUGGAGGUGAAAGCCAUGCUCGGACCUUAGUAUUCCCCCAUAAUGCCUCAGCCUAGUUUCUCUUCCCACUUGGACAUGAUGUUUGCCAAUUCUUCAGCCAACGCCUCUUCCACCAACAGCUCUGUGCCCCAGUGCCGUGACUACCAGGGUACACAUCGUCUGCAUAUGGUGGUCUACAGCCUGGUGUUGGCGACUGGUCUCCCCCUCAACGCUCUGGCCCUCUGGGUCUUCCUGCGUGUGCUGCGCAUAAACUCGGUAGUGAGCGUGUACAUGUGCAACCUGGCAGCCAGCGACCUGCUCUUCACCCUGUCACUGCCCCUGCGCCUCUCCUACUACGCCCGGCACCACUGGCCCUUCUCGGGCUUCCUGUGCCAGACGUCGGGCGCCAUCUUCCAGAUGAACAUGUACGGCAGCUGCAUCUUUCUGAUGCUCAUCAACGUGGACCGCUACGCGGCCAUCGUGCACCCGCUGCGGCUGCGCCACCUGCGGCGGCCCCUCGUGGCGCGGCGGCUCUGCCUGGGCGUGUGGGCGCUCAUCCUGCUGUUCGCCGUGCCCGCCGCCCACGUGCACAGCCCGUCCACCUGCAGGUACAAGAACAUCACGGUGAGCCUGUGCUUCGAGAGCUUCAGCGAUGAGCUGUGGCAGGGCGGGCUGCUGCCGCUCCUGCUGCUGGCCGAGACGCUGGGCUUUCUGCUGCCCUUGGCGGCUGUCCUCUAUUCGUCCGGCCGGGUCUUCUGGACGCUGGCGAGGCCGGACGCCACUCAGAGCCAGCGGCGACAGAAGACCGUACGCCUGCUGCUGAUCAACCUCAUCAUCUUCCUGCUGUGCUUCGUGCCCUACAACGCCACGCUGGCAGUGUACGGGUUGCUGCGAGCCAACUUGGUGAAAUCCAGCCUUCAGGCCCGCGAUCAGGUGCGCGGUGUGCUGAUGGUAAUGGUGCUGCUGGCCGGCGCCAACUGCGUGCUGGAUCCGCUGGUGUACUACUUCAGCGCCGAGGGUUUCCGAAACACACUUCGCAACCUGGGCACCUCGCUCCAAACCAGGCCUUUGGCUACCAAUGGGACUAGAGGGGUGCUCACCGAACCACCCUCAGAAGCCACCCAAAACACCGGGCAAGAUGCCACCAGUCAGGGGCUACUCCAGCCCGCCAAUCUGGAAACACCGGCUACCCAGUGCCCCCAGGAUUCGGCUCUCUGAAAGGACCAAGUGUCACACUGCAGGCUUGGGCCUCUCUCAAAGGCUUAGGGUGUACAUUUGAGGGAGGCGGGCUGGGAACUUGGACGGUGAAGCAACUCCAGUCCUAGUGUGCAGAAGGAACGGGCGUGUAAGCAAGGGUAGAGGAAAGGAAGAGCGUUGGCGGGGACAGUGUUAGCCUCUGGUUUUCAUACAGAGGAACCCUGCUCCAGUAUGCCGGAAGCCAUGGAGCGAGCAUGCCCCUGCCUAAGAGCUGGUACAUGGAGCAGAAGAUGGAUCUCCUGGGUUUAGGUCGUCAGUCUGAGAACUGAAGGUCCCCUGACCCCCGUGAAUCAACUACACAGAAGUUCAUCUGUCAUCUUCAAAAGCAAAGCAAAACGCAGGGCUGGUGGUGGGACUUGGAGCCCACUGCCUGUACCCGCGGGGCCAUCACAUUCCCCCUGAACGCCAUCCCAGCCCUCAUGCUGCCUUCUACGCUGAUUUCAGGGCCAUACACACCAAGCCACCAGCCCUCACAUACACGUGGUCUCCCUGUGCAGGUGGGAGGCCUAAUACAAAGUUUUAUUUGAA
Mesocricetus auratus (golden hamster) is the source of this 3168-nucleotide messenger RNA. RefSeq names its product lysophosphatidic acid receptor 5 (gene Lpar5). Gene Ontology annotation, molecular function: G protein-coupled receptor activity. Bases 1447 to 2601 code for a protein of 384 amino acids. Gene Ontology annotation, biological process: G protein-coupled receptor signaling pathway; behavioral response to pain. The record is from RefSeq and is a predicted model, not a curated record. The transcript is spliced from 2 exons. Gene Ontology annotation, cellular component: membrane. NCBI's taxonomy places the organism in Eukaryota, Metazoa, Chordata, Mammalia, Rodentia, Cricetidae.